Ficedula albicollis (Collared flycatcher) is the source of this 4235-nucleotide messenger RNA. It is a transcript of the gene SALL4, whose product is annotated as spalt-like transcription factor 4. The coding region runs from base 437 to 3751 and encodes 1104 amino acids. The transcript has 6 exons. Lineage: Eukaryota; Metazoa; Chordata; Aves; Passeriformes; Muscicapidae. Gene Ontology annotation, cellular component: nucleus. The record is from RefSeq and is a predicted model, not a curated record. Gene Ontology annotation, molecular function: RNA polymerase II cis-regulatory region sequence-specific DNA binding; DNA-binding transcription factor activity, RNA polymerase II-specific. Gene Ontology annotation, biological process: regulation of transcription by RNA polymerase II.
ACAAAGGGGACAAUGAGCGUCGUCCCGGGCUGCCGCUCGCUUUAGGGGAGAGCGGUGGGGGGGAAAAGCUCUUUAAAGCACGAUACAGGUGAGACAACAAAGGUCCUGCGGGUGCGCGGGCUGGCGAGGCUGUUUGUUUACCCGGGGAGGUGGCCCGGGGCUCGCCCGCCUUUGUCGCCCGCCGGGCGCGGGGAGCGCACGGACUACAUGGCCCAGCGUGCCCCGCUGCGCGGAUCAAUGGGGCUGAUUUGAAUAAUCUGUGAGCCCUUGGACUCAGGCCAAUCAGCCGUCAGGGACCCAUGAUAAAUCGCAAUGCAUUAUUGAUAAUCAUAAUUACUCUGACAUGCGCAUUCCGCCCCAAAUUUCCCAACUCUAGGAAUUUGUUGUGAAGAGGAAAAUAAUUGCUACUAUUGCACGCUCCCGAUGCUGGUGCACCAUGUCGCGACGGAAGCAGGCGAAGCCCCAGCACAUCAACUCCGAGGAGCAGCCCCCAGAUGCUGCAAGUGGGAGUCCACAAGACGUCCCAGGUGAUAGAGAUGGUGAAAUGAGUUCCAAAAGGUGCCGCACGGAGGAAACCAAAAUCUGUGAGAAAUGCUGUGCAGAAUUCUUUGUUCUGUCUGAAUUCCUUGAGCAUAAGAAAAAUUGCACUAAAAAUCCACCUGUUCUAAUCAUGAAUGACAGUGAGGGGACAGUCCCCCCUGAGAGCUUCUCCGAGGCUUCUCUGGGGCCCUUCCCGAGCGAGCGAAUGGACGGCAGGACACGCAAGGACGUUCAGGGCAAGGGCUGCACCCCCUCUGCGGAAAAGAGAGAAGGAAAAAUGGAUGCUGAGCCUGUAGGAGGAAUGUACCUUAAAAUAGAACCCCCCCUGGCUGCUGCAGCUCCCGGCCUGAGCUAUCUACCAAAACCCAAAGUACCGAACACUAACGUGACUCUGCAGACCAUCCGUGGCACCAAAGUGGCCGUGAACCAGCGCACGUCCGACGCCAUCUCCUCCUCGGCGGCCGGGUUCAACGCCAUCCCCAUGAUCCUGGAGCAGCUGGUGUGCCUGCAGCAGCAGCAGCUCCAGCAGAUCCAGCUGACGGAGCAGAUCCGCAUCCAGAUCGCCAUGAUGGCUCCCCACGCCCUGCACCCGUCGCUGGCAGCCGCCGCCGACCCGCUCAAAGCCCUGGGCGCGCACAUGUCCCAGCAGCUCUCGGCUGCCGUGGCCCUGAUCGGGCAGAAGGCCGGGAGCCAGAGCCUAUCGCUGGAAUCCUUGAAGCAAGGAAAACUACCUCAUUCUAACACUGGCAUGGCAGCCGCCAGCUCGCUGGCUGCUGGGCUCUCCUCCUCCUUCCCCCUGAAGCCAGACGGGAGCCGAGGCCUCCCCGGCUCCAUCUCUCAGUUCCCAAAUCCUUUGCUACCUCAGUCCUCCGGCUCGGUCAUCUUCCAGAACCCGCUGUCGGUCUCGUCCGUGAUGGAUUCCUCCAAGAAGGGGAAGGGGAAACCCCCCAACAUCAGCGUGUCUGAGAGCAAGCCGAGCGCGGAGGAGCCCUUCUUCAAACACAAGUGUAAGUUCUGUGGGAAGGUCUUUGGCAACGACAGCGCCCUGCAGAUCCACCUCCGCUCCCACACCGGGGAGCGCCCCUAUAAAUGCAACAUCUGUGGGAACCGCUUCACGACCAAAGGAAACCUCAAAGUGCAUUUUCAGCGUCACAAAGACAAGUACCCCCACAUAAAGAUGAAUCCUUACCCAGUUCCUGAGCACCUGGACAAUGUUCCUACCAGCACUGGAAUCCCGUACGGGAUGUCUGUGCCACUGGAUGAGUCCAACCUGAUUGUGGACAGCAAACCUCUCCUAACAACUCUGCCUACCUCUGCGGCCAGCGGCGCACCUCAGAGCAUCUCCAGCCUGGCAGGCAUCAAGGAGCCUCUGCCUGGCACCUUCUCAAGUGAGCUGCAGUCCAGGCCCUCUCCCGAAAGCGAGGGUGGCUCCUCCUCAUCCGGGGCCAUCGGUCACGAGUCGGGACCGGAGCAGAGCCUGAGCUCACCACAAGCUGCCGGCAGCGUGAGCAUCUUCCACGUAAGUGGGUCAAGCGAGCAAGGCUCGGAGACAUCAAAGCUGCAGCAGCUGGUUGAAAACAUCGACAAGUCCACUGCGGACCCCAACGAGUGCCUGAUCUGCCACAGGGUGCUGAGCUGCCAGAGCUCGCUCAAAAUGCAUUACCGCACCCACACCGGGGAGAGGCCGUUCAAGUGCAAGAUCUGCGGCCGCGCCUUCUCCACCAAAGGGAACCUCAAAACUCACUACGGUGUCCACCGGGCCAACACCCCCUUGAAGAUGCAGCAUUCGUGCCCGAUUUGCCAGAAGAAGUUCACGAACGCCGUGGUGCUGCAGCAGCACAUCCGCAUGCACAUGGGCGGGCAGAUCCCCAACACGCCGCUGCCGGAGCCGCCCUGCGACGGCGCCGAGCCCGAGCCUGCCCUGCCCGAGAAGAACGGAGACCUCGGCCGCCCGGAGGAGAUGGUGGAAAGCAUCGACAUGAUGGAGGAUGACCUGGACUCUCAGGACGGCCCCAGGAGCUCUUCCAAACCUCCCACUCUGUUUGACGCGCAAUCGGAGUCGCCUGCCGCGGCCGCCGGCUUCUCCGGGGUUACGGCGCUGGAGAGCCAGGUGAAGAUUGUCGCCUCCUCCCUGAGCCUGCAGCGGCAGAGCAGCCUGAAAUCCAGCGACAACGGCUCGGCAGAGAGCGAUGGGCUGACCAACGACUCGUCCUCGCUGGCGGGAGAUGCUGACUACCAGAACGGCCGGAGCCCCGCCGCCUCCGAGGCCGCGUCCCUGCAGGCGCCGUCCCCGGCCAACAGCCAGGCCGAGAGCGUGCGCUCCAAGUCCCCUGCCUGCAGCAGCCAGGAGGAUUCAGGCACGGGGAGUAAAUCAGAGGGCCCCGAGAACGCACCUGCAGAGGUGGAAGGGGUUGUCGGAGCUCUGGAUUUAACGUACGGCAACAUCGGUCGGAAGGUCAUUAAAGAAGAGCCUGGGCUCCACUUUGCAAAUGGGGAGUAUGGUCGCAGCAGCAUUCCGGCUGCCUUUGUCAGAGCCCCGCCAGCCCUGAUCAAGAUGGAGCUGCCCAGCGAUCGUCCCCUCGGCACCGGCCACUUCAUUGGCCCCCCAGCUCUGUCCCCUGGGGUCACCCCCCUGCUGGUGCCACGGCCCAAGUUCUGCCGUCCUGCCAAACAGCACAUCUGCACUACCUGUGGCAAGAACUUCUCCUCUGCCAGCGCCCUGCAGAUCCACGAGCGCACCCACACCGGGGAGAAGCCCUUUGCCUGCACCAUCUGUGGGAGAGCCUUCACCACCAAAGGAAACCUGAAGGUCCACGUGGGAACCCACAUGUGGAACAACUCGGCCAGGCGGGGCAGGCGCCUGUCCAUCGAUAACCCCAUGGCCCUGCUGGGCAGUGACCCCAAGAAGGUGUCAGAGAUGUUCCCCAAGGAGGUGGUGGCGCCCUCGGUGAGCCUGGACCCGGCCGUGUGGAGCCAGUACGCGGCCGUGCUCAGCAACGGGCUGGCCGUGAAGAACAACGAGAUCUCGGUGAUCCAGAGCGGGGCCCUGCCCGGGGGAGCAGCCCUGAACUCUGCCCCAGCCCCCAAGGGCGACGCAGCCCAGCCCGGCCCUGCCUCUGACACGGAGAAGGCUGCUGGUGCUGCUGCAGACACUGUGCCAAAACACCAGUUCCCCCUCUUCCUGGAGGAGAACAAAAUCGCCGUCAGCUAAAGACUCUGACCUACACAAAGAACAAAUAUAUAUCUAGACACAAACGUAUAUUUUUAAGAGAUUUCCACUUCGGCCUCCUAUUUUCCUAUUGACGUGCAAAUGAUUUUAUGGUUGUCUUUGUAAGAGUUGCCCAGAGUACAAUCAUGAUAUUGCUUUGCAAAUAGUAAUUAAUAAAGAAUAGGAUUUCCUUCUAUUUGGAAAGAUGCGGGUCUUGCAAAGUAGUUCUUGCGUGUGACUUUAAUGUGUACAAGCCUUACAGAAGUUUCUGCAACUUGAAAUUCCAAAGGUUAGAAUAUUUACCUCUUUGUUUAGAGUGAUAAUGGGGGUUUUGAAUAUAGUGGAAACAACCUACUGUUGAUGGAAAAGCUUCUAUUUACUGAUGAGAAAUGGAAACUAUUAAUGCGGGUAAAUAUCUUAGAAUGUCUGCCACCCUCUUAGAGUUUUUCUGUUUGGAUUUUUGGCUCUGCGUGGUUUCUGAAUGUAC